CUGAAAGGGAUCGAACUUCAUGAUCUUAAUGUUUUUUCAGGACCCUGUUUGUUGUUUGAACGCAAAGCUGGGACAAAUAAUGCUGAAGCUGAAAGGUUUUAUGCUUGUGCUGUCUAUCGGUCACGCAGAGUAUGUCCAUAUCGGGUAAACGUCACUGGUGAGAACAUUUCGGGUCAUCACGUUUCAGAAGAUGCUGUUACAGGAAGUGCACUGAAGUCUUCCUUUUGUUACGCAAAAAUACGUAGAAAAGUGAACUCGUGGAAGAACAAAGCUAAAUAUUAUUGUUCAAAAUGCAACGACAUCUUUCUCCUCCCCCAUGUUCAUCCAUUGAAAGGACCGGUCAGUAUAGCCGAAUUACGGCGUCCAACGCAGCUACUUGCCCCGCUUACACAGAAACAUUCAGAAAGUCAGUACUGGUUUAGUGAUGAAUCAUUGCGUGUUUUGCUGGUUGGCAUUCGGAAUUCUCGGUGCAAUGGCGUUUUAUGUAUUGGAACUCCGACUGUGUUCGAAUAUCUUCAAAGCAACAGAGAGCUUCGAGCAAACUGCAAAUCAUUUUUGCUUGACAUCGAUUCCCGAUUUGUUAGUUUCUUUCUUUUAGCUCAUUUUAUCAUUUUGGCUACAUCUACCUUUGUUUGUUAUGUGAAUCAUGUGAAGUAUAAACGACCGGAUAAGUCAGUUGUUCGUUUUUUCACUGAUCUUCCACUGGAUGUGUUCGAUUUGUCAGAAUUUUCUAACUACAGGUUCUGUGAUAAAUGCGAGAAAUACGUAACAAAGACGAAUUUGCAUUGUGAUUUUUGCGAAUCUUGUCCUUUGGAGGAUGGUUAUAUGCAUAAACAUUGUGAUAUUUGCUGCCGUUGUGUGAAGGAAUCAUACGAACAUUGCGGAGCCUGCAAACGCUGUCACUUGCCACAAAGGUGUCCCAGGUUUUUGGGAGUUGAGGCUCGGAACUAGUC
Messenger RNA from Gongylonema pulchrum, 953 nucleotides. The record is from the annotation of a GenBank genome assembly. NCBI's taxonomy places the organism in Eukaryota, Metazoa, Nematoda, Chromadorea, Rhabditida, Gongylonematidae.